Molecule: messenger RNA, 3368 nt
Organism: Pongo pygmaeus (Bornean orangutan)
Lineage: Eukaryota; Metazoa; Chordata; Mammalia; Primates; Hominidae
Gene: MGAT4D
Product: MGAT4 family member D
Exons: 11
Coding region: 1064-2188 (374 amino acids)
Biological process (GO): protein N-linked glycosylation
Cellular component (GO): endoplasmic reticulum-Golgi intermediate compartment; endoplasmic reticulum; Golgi stack
Molecular function (GO): acetylglucosaminyltransferase activity
Source: RefSeq, a predicted model, not a curated record
GUAAAGAUUUUAUAAAUAAUGAGAUACAAUGAACCAGAGUCAAAAUGAUUGUAAGAAGAACUAUGAUGCCACUGAUAAAAUCAAGGGACUCUGGGAAAACAGCUAUUAAUACCUUGGUGAGGAAGUUUGGACAUCUUGAAUCUGAUGUAGGACAUUCAAGCUGAAGGGCUGGGUAGGCAACUGAAAAUGCAAAAACUGGACCUCAAGUAAGAAGGCAGUGAAAUGCUGAGUGUGGAGAUCUCUCUUUAUGCUGAAUUGCUUCCUUCUCCCACCCUAAUCUUCCCUACGUUUUUUCCAACCUGCUUCACAGCCUAGAAGCCAGGUUUGGACCAUCCAGUACAUCAAGCUGAACUUUCUUGUCUUCUGGUUUUCAGUAGAGCUCAGCCAAAGGCAAGCACCGGCAACAGACUGAAGGGGUGAAGGAGAACAUAGUUGAGGUGUCUCUUUCUCCUGGCUCCUUGUUUUGAGAUCUGGCUGGGUCCCUGCUCAAUGGAAAGUCACAGCUCCUAGCCAUUAGCACAUGAGAACACGCAGGCUAUAAUGGCAUCCUCAGGCUGGGGCAUGUUCAAAUCUUUCUUCCCUCUCAAGGGGACAGAAGCGAGCCCUUCCAACGUGCAGGGCUGAUUUGAAGUAGAAUGUUUAUAACCAGACUGCCAGUGAGUCCUCAAUGAGAGGAGAGCUUAGAGGGGAGAGAUUAAGGAGUCCAUAGAGAGUCUCAUCCUACUGAUGCUCUAGUGUUUCUCAGCUUGGGUAAAGGUUUGAUAAGCUACUCGAGGAAAGUCACCUAACAGUUAUUGCGCACCCACCACGUGCCAGGCAAUGGGGAGCUUUCCCUAGCUUACCGUUUUUAACGACCAGUAGCCCUGGCCAGCGGUUUAUAGCACGCGCUGAACCCUAGAGCAGGAAGCAAAAGGUGCAGAAAUUCUGUGGGAAGGCGGCUUCCCAGGGCGGGUGUGCUGGGGACCCAAGCGGCACCGCGGGGAGGGGGCUCUACGCGCUCAACCCCGUCCCAGGCACUGUCCGCCGCCUCCACCCGCCGGCCUCCCGCAGCCUGGCCAGCGCCAUGAGGACCAAGCAGGUGAACUUGCUGAUCACCCUGGUCGCCGUCGCGUUGUUCAGCUUCUCUUGCUUCUGCAUCUACAGGAUAACUCAAACCAAUAAUCGAUUAAUUAAUUGUAGAAACCAUAUUUUGGAGUUUAAAGAAAAUAUGCUACACUUAAGAAACAAAACUGAAAAAAAUAGCCAAGAGAUGAUGAAAGUUUUGAAUCGAAUGAAGUAUGAAAUUACAAAGAAAGAAAAUUUGUCAGGAAACUUAGUUGCACAGAAAGCAGACAUAUUAAAUAAAAAUGAAACAGUAUCUAAUACAUUUGAAGACUUAAAGUUCUUUUUUCCUCAUCUAAGGAAAGAAGGUAGAAUUUAUCCUGAUGUAAUCAUUGGCAAAGGGAAAACUGGUGUUUCUUUUGCGCUAGGUAUUUCCACUGUUAACAGAGGAAAUUAUAGUUACCUGAAACAGACGCUGACCUCUGUUGUCUCCAGGAUGACGCUCUCCCAAGAGAAGGAUUCUAUAGUGAUUGUCUUGGUCGCAGAUAGUAAUGAAGAUUAUUUACAUUCUGUUGUUAAAAUGAUUACAAAAAAAUUCAAAAGGCAAGUGAGGUCUGGAUCCUUAGAGGUCAUUUCAAUACCUGCCUUUUUAUACUCAAGCAUGUUAAAUGCCAAGCACUUAGCUGAGGCCUCACAAAAAUUAGCCAGUUGGCGAAUCAAACAAGUAUUGGAUUUUUGCAUUUUGAUGCUGUAUGCCCAACCCAAGGCCAAGUAUUAUUUACAGCUAGAAGAUGAUAUCAUAGCUAAAGAGAUGUACUUUACAAAAAUAACAGAUUUUGUAGGUAAUAUCAGUUCAAAUAAUUGGUUUUUUAUUGAGUUUUCAAUGCUUGGAUUCAUAGGAAAGCUGUUUAGAUCUGAGGACUUAACUCAGUUUGUACGGUUUUUUUUAAUGUUCUACAAAGAGAAACCCGUAGACUGGCUCUUGAAUGACAUUUUUCAGGUAAAGGUGUGUGACACAGGAGAAGAUCUUGGAAACUGUAUGAAACGAAAGAAGCAAAUACGUAUUCGGUAUAAACUUUCUCUUUUCCGGCAUGUGGGUAUACAUUCAUCAUUCCCUGGAAAAGAACAAUAUGAAAAAAAAGUAUGAAGAUAAAUAAGAAGAAACUCCAUAAUACCUGGAACCUCAGAUAACCUUGAUAUCUAAUGGCAUGUUUCAGAAAUUGUAGUAAUGAAAAUACAUAAUUAUCUAGCAGAUAAGUAAACAAUGAAUAAACUAGUAGACUUGAAAGUACUAAAUGACUUCUUACGUCAAGGCAAGAUAGAACAUUGAUUUAUAUUGCUUUUACCCUAUUACAAUUUAAUUUAAAAACCCUAAAGGCAAGGAAGUUUUUUUUAAAUUAAGAACCGUACUUUAUUGACUUCGAUAGUGAGACCAUCACAUAAUCUCAAUAAACAGUUAAAAGUUCGAAAGCUUGCUAUUGUCAUGGAGAAGUUUGGGGUGAAUUGGUAUAUGCUGUUAUCCAUUUUGUUAAGACACCUAAAGAAAUAGAAAGCACAAAUUUAAACAAGCCUGGAUCUGACAGUGCCAAAAUGUCUUCUUGUCUUUUAAUAAAUGCAUUUAAAACUAUAAACUUAUCCCUAUGUGCCAUUUGAACCGAUUAUCAAACAUCUUGAUAUAUAUGUAUUCUUAUAGUCAUUUAGUUCUAAAGAUUUCAUAGUUUCUCUCAUCAUUGCCUUCUUAACACACAGAUUAUUUGGGAGUUUUUUUCCCCAAAUAUAUUUGUUUUCUCCAUCUUUUAUUGUUAAUUUCUAAAUUACUUGCAUAGUGGUUAUAGAACUUUACCUGUGUGAUAAAAUUUUGAGAAUUGUUGUGAAUCCUUGUGUUCCAUAUAACUUUGGAAAGAAUGUAUAGUUUCUGUAUACUCCCUUUUAAAUAUGUUAUAUUCAUUUGUUUUUAAAAGUGUUGGUUUUGUGCUUUAAAAAUAUCUUUUAAUAGUAUUCCUAUCUAUUGGGUGCAAGAUUCUCUUACAUCAGGCUUUUUAAUUUGGUUAUUGAAAUCUUUUCACUCCUUACUAAUUUCUAUAUGCUUGAUCCAUCAGUUUCUUACAGGGGCCUAUUAAAAUCUAUUUUUCAUCUUGAUGUUAUUCUGUAAGGUAUUACUUAUUUUGAGCAAUAAUAAGUGAUAUUUAUUUGUUAUCCUUUAAUCAAAUAUUGUGAAAUUCUUCAUUUCACACUGUUGCCUCAUUCGUGAGUGCCAAGAUCUCACACAUUCGCCUUAGUAUGAACUGUAUCAAAUACCAAUUUAUAAAGAGAAUAUGAAAGAUGAA